AUCGUCGUUUCUUUUCACUCCGUUUGGCCCGGAUGAAAAAUUCGGAAAAUCUACGACAGCCGCGCGGUCGAACCGAGCUCCCUUCCGUAUACGUGUACUAGCCGUUCACUGUGCUCUCUGCGCUAUCUUCCCUCUCCACUUUGGAUUCAUCGUCGACUGGCGUUCAAUAAUGCAGCUGCCGCACUAAACGCGGCAAUCCUUGCCGCUGCUGCGAUCAAUUUUAACGAUAAAACCGUACGUCUGUGUUACAUUUGUUUGCGAUUGUUCUAGAACGUUUAUUCGAUAAGUUUUCCUUUCGUUCCCGGUUGCCAAGCGAGGAGUUUCAAUUAAUUUUCCAACAACUGUCACUUCGCCGCGCACCGGUCACCCGCUGCUCAGCGUUCUUCGUUCGCGCUCCCGCGGUCUGCUGUGGUUUCGUUCGAGCGCACGAUCUACCCGAGGAGCUCGGCUGCCGUCGUGCGCGGCGAUUCCAUAUACAUCGCGAAGAGAUUACGCCAGUCGCGGACGCGCCAGUGACACGCCAAUUGCUCGCGGGGCCUCGUUUUCUUCGUCGCGCCCGCGGCACGAGCGACGACUCGACGAGCGAGAGGAGCAGCGCGAUUUACGCGAGCGCGCGAACGAUUGCCCGACUCAUUGUCCCCGUUAUCGCCACUGUUUACAUUGAUCAAUCGAACGCGCCGAGCUGAAAUAGGCUCGUAACCAAUCGGUUUGCGCGCCAAUCGCUCGUAGGUAAUUUUAAACGUCAACGUCUUAUCGGCCAAGCCAAUAAAACAAUGCCGGAGAGAGCGCGGAUUGUAAACAGUGCAGGCGCGUGCGAUUCGUUACGCGUUGUUUCCACGCCCGAACUUUCCUGCUUUGGGGAAUCACCUCCGGCUGGCGGCGAGCUUAAAUGGCCGCUUAUCGCUCGGCAGAUCACUCGGUCGAGUCGCUGCCGUGCGCGUCGUUCCGCGAGAUCGAGCAGCCGAGUUUCGACGGAGUUGCGGAGGCGCGUCGAUCGUCGACCCGUUCGUCCGGCGCGGCGCUUCGGAGCACCGAGCUUCUCAAAACGGACGACGACGUCGGCAAGUGUCUCGAAGCGACGGACGGACGCGUCCACGUCCAAUGGAACGCGCGGAGAAAGAGAAACGAGUUGUUAUCGCGCGUCGGGGGUCAGCGGUCCUCUCGCGACGCGCGAUAACGCCGGUGGUCGCGCCUUAUCUGCCAGCCUUACCAGCCUGACGCGGAGAUUCGUCCGACGACGACGCCGCCGCGCUCUUCCGGAAUUGUCGUAUCGGGGGACGUCGCGCGUGGCGCGAUCGCGCGCGCGAAUCCUGCCUUUGCCUUGCCCGGCGCCGAUUCAUCGUGAAUCGGCAUAUCGACUCGCGGAUCGGCGACGUAUUUCGAGAAGUGAGAAGCGGCUGGGGAAAUUCCCGGGGAUUACGCCGCGCUCGUUCGUUCGUUGUCCUCGCGCGAGUUUUAUCGCACCGUCAUAGGUCAUAACGAACGACGCGCUUAUUCGAAUGAAUUUCCAUUGAUAAUUUUUUUUCUUCUCGUGCGUAUUUGUUCGUAGCCGCGUUGAAGCGAAGAAAUGUUACGAGCGAUUACGUAAUCUAUAUGUUACUGUGCUGGCAUAAUGUUCGUUCUCGAAUUUACUUCGCAGUAAAGAAUGCAGGUCACGUGCUCGUCACUCGGCGCACUUUUGCUGCUGUUACCAAUGGUCAGCUGUGCGUCGAGUCCGUCGUCUCCGAGCUACAUUGGCGCAGUAGUUGAGUAUCGACCAGUGACCGAGGGUCGGGAUGGCCUCGAGGUUGCAGCGCAAAAUGCUAAUCAUCUUCGGACAAUCGUCAAGAAAGCAUCCGAAUCCAGUGCGGACAUCAUUGUGUUCCCGGAAGUUGGUCUGAGUAGUUUCCCAGCAAAUCUGACGGGUUGGUCCACUGCGCGAAUCCGCGAGCAUUACUACCACAUGGCUUCCUACUUGCCGGAUUCGCGAGACCAGGUCGUUUUAUGCGGCUCCAGUGGCAAUUACACGCAGGCUUUGAAAAGCGUAUCCUGCGCGGCCAGAGCAUUCGGCAUCUACGUGGUCGUCAAUCACUACGAGAAAGUCGAUUGCCGAGCGGAACAACCGAACUGCGCCGGCGACGGCUUCCUCAUCUACAACACCAACGUGGUGUUCGACAGACAAGGUAGGCUGAUCGCGCGCUAUCGCAAGUACAACCUGUUCUUCGAGCCGGGCGUCAACGUCACUGCCGCCGCGGAGAUAUCCAUUUUCGACACCGACUUCGGCGUGAGGUUCGGGCAAAUCAUUUGCAACGACAUCCUCUACGGCGAGCCCGCCCUCGAGCUCGCGAGCAAGCACGGCAAGGACGUCGUGUUCUCGGCCGAGUGGUUUUCCGAGUUGCCAUUCCUUACGUCGGUGCAGGCGCAUUCCGCUUGGGCGUACGCGAACGACGUUAAUCUGCUGAGCUCUGGCUUCAACGAGCCUGCGAUUACUAACGGAGGGAGUGGCAUAUACUUAGGGCGGGCCGGUAUAUCGAGAGCAACGAUUCCGAACGUGGCUUCUAAUGUUCUCAUCGUAACUGAAAUUCCAAAAGUCAUCAAUGGUCAACGCCAGCCCCUUUCCAAUCUGACGAGACCGAAAGCUUACGCAUUUUCACAGUCGGAAGUUCCAACGGUGUGGGAUAACGUCAAGGACUUCAUGUACAAGGAUGAUUUUAGGACUUACACUACGGAGCUCGUCGACCCAAAGCAACUUUUGCACGAGAGGAAACUAUGUAACCGUGGUCUUUGCUGUGAUUUUAAGAUCGAUGUGAGUUUCAAUGAUAACCUUGCAAAGCAGUCUGGAAAGGAUUACUACAGAUACAGAAUUGGCGUAUUCAAUGGGACGCGACUUUUUGCUGGACUGUUCACCGUUGGAAUCCAAGUCUGUGGUUUGUUCUUCUGUCGUGACGAUACUUUAGCGAGCUGUGGCGAUCGCUUCAGUCCCAACUCGAGCGUCAUUAAUCCGACGGUCUUCCACAAAAUAGAAAUAAAACAGAUAGUCAGCGAUCGCAGCGAGUAUCGAAAGACAUUUUAUUUGCCAAUGACGUUGACGGCCAACCUCAUGCCAGUCGAUUACUCAAAAAUCAAAUAUCAAAAUUAUUUGAGUGAGAUUGAUGGAACCGCAAGAAAGUUAUCUCUGAGGGAAAGCGAAAGCCAGCUAAUGGCUUUUGCAAUUUAUGGAAGGAAUUUGGCAAAUGACGGAGCUAAUCUCACUAAGCCUUGAUAUAUUACU
This is a messenger RNA of Phymastichus coffea, 3250 nucleotides long. RefSeq names its product vanin-like protein 1. The record is from RefSeq and is a predicted model, not a curated record. The coding region runs from base 1646 to 3241 and encodes 531 amino acids. The transcript is spliced from 6 exons. Lineage: Eukaryota; Metazoa; Arthropoda; Insecta; Hymenoptera; Eulophidae. Gene Ontology annotation, molecular function: hydrolase activity, acting on carbon-nitrogen (but not peptide) bonds, in linear amides.